This is a messenger RNA of Neocloeon triangulifer, 1887 nucleotides long. RefSeq lists its product as uncharacterized. The transcript is spliced from 2 exons. NCBI's taxonomy places the organism in Eukaryota, Metazoa, Arthropoda, Insecta, Ephemeroptera, Baetidae. The record is from RefSeq and is a predicted model, not a curated record. Bases 739 to 1887 code for a protein of 382 amino acids.
UUAAAGUCUCCAGCCAAAAUGAAAUUUUCAAAAUUUUCAACAUAUUUAAGGAUUGAGAGAAGUUCAUUAGUCACUGUUGUAGAACGUAUCUUCGGAUUUAAAUAGCAUGUUACUACUGUAAUGUCAUCAAAAUUUAGAAUUAUGAAGUUUUCCAAAUAUUUCACAUUUAGUAAAUUUCCUAACCUAGAAUUAAAAUACACGGAAAUUCCCCUCAUCGGUCGCCCUGCCUCCUUUUGUGAAGCUAAAACUUGCCUUGAAUAAAAACCAGGAAUGUGAAGUGGUUUCUUUAAAAAUGUUUCCGUGAAAAGAAGAAUAUCAUAAUUUUGCAGUUCUGUUGCAAUCGGAGAUUCAUAUGCUUUCGUAAGCCCUUCACAAUUCCAAAGCCCUAAUUUUAAGUUACUCACGUCGCUGUUUCGACAAGGGAAAUCUAUAAAGAAAGUUUCUCACGAGCACUACAGUUGCGCUUGCUUCUGUAGCGCCGCCACCGAGGGCGCGCGCCACCCAAAUCAAGUUCCCUCCAAACGCUCCCUCGAGCCACUCCUCCUUCUUUCAUGCCGGACGAGCAAGAACGAUACGCAAAUUUCUUGUCCGUCGCAUAUCGACCAGCAUCCGAGCCCCGAUCAUGGGUUCGGAUUAAACCACAAAAAAAAACACCUGACUUGUUUUUCUCCACUUGAACAAACCCUUUUCUGUGGCCUGGAAGCCACAGUGGUGCCCAGUACCCUGGUCUUCAAGUAGAUGUCUACUGGAAGAACCGGCGACAACGACGACAACAACCUCGUCUCCGAACAAGACCCACUCUUGUCCUCAACGGCGACCCAGCCUCUCUCGCCCACCGACGCAUUCAGUCUCUUCGACGAAGUUGCCCGAGUUGCAGCCCAACCCACACCACCACCUCCAGACGAGGAAGCCGACCAAGUGCCCAAACCUGACACAGUCCGACCUGUAAACAUGUCAGGCAAUAUCGGAAACGUCUCCAUGCCCUGCUUUGCUUACGAGACAGCCCCAUUCUGGCUAAAGCUGCUUGAUGAGAAACUGAAAGAUGAGCAAGUUGAUGACGAGGUGGUCAUGUUCAAGUUUCUCCGUGAGGACAUUCCGAUCACCGGCUCACCCGAGACAGUCCUCUCACUGCUCACCCCGAUUCCACCCGUUAAGCCUUACACCACUCUGCGCGACGCCAUCCUCACACACGUCCAACCCUCCGCCCAGAAACGAGUAAUCCAACUCCUGAUUGAAGAGGGCCUUGACGGUUCCACACCCUCUGAGUUUCUUGCCAGGAUGCGCAAGAUUGCUGACUCUGACCCAGAACACACGAUGUUGACCGAGCUCGUCUUCUCCUGCUGGGCUGCCAAACUUCCUGCCUUUGUUCGCUUGGCCAUCAGCGGCGAGAAGGACCUUGCCAUCGCCGCAUCCAAGGCGGACAUGAUGAUGGCCAGGGACCGCAGCAGCAACCUGUCACAGCUGCUCUCCUCCACAUCCUCCCCAAUCGCUACUACAGCACAAAUCUCGGCCAUCAGCAAAGCUACUGACAAAAGCAACAACUCCGGCGGCGGCACCAACUCCCGUGUCGACCGGCUGGAGACAAAGAUGGACGACCUGACCAAGCAGGUUUUGCUACUCACGCAGUCCGUCAACAACCUGCUGAUCAACAACAGCAACAACUACAAAGGGCGCUCAAGAGCGCGCUCCAAAAGUCGCCCCCGAGACAGAUCGUCCUCCCGCAGCACUGAGCUCUUCGACGACGACAACGCCCUGGGAAAGAUUUGCUACUACCACAAGACCUACAACUUGGACGCUAGACACUGCACUUCUGGCUGCCGCUACUACGCUUCCCACCAAGCUCAGCAAGCCGCCGUGGCCAGCAACCCCCCGCCAGCGUCAAACUAG